CAGAGUAGGUACCUAUAAUCUACGAAUUCAACAUAAUCUUAUCAUUGUAAAUCACUUGUAUUCCAGAUUAUAUUCUACCUACGCACUCAAUUAUUUUCAUAACAUUUUGGAUUGUUAGCAGUCAGAUGGUCAGGAAAUAAAUUUCAGAAUAAUUACGAAAGUACCUACCAUCGACGACGACGAUACGGAGUACCAUCCCAUUACAAAUAAUAAAUAAUAUGUUCUUCAGUAAACCGGAUUUGAUAAACUAUUUAUCUGAAAAUGGACACCUGGAUCACGUUUACAAGGUUCUGGAUGACCCGUCCGAAGUCGUAGUCACUCUGAUGAAGGUUAUGAACGAAACCGGGACUAUGCCCCAAUGCGUCGAGGACUUUAAAUCCGAAAGCAUUUCAAACAUGUUCCGGCUUGAGGGCAAUCAAGCUUAUAAAGCAAAACAUUUUGGACUAGCUCUUGAGAGUUAUAAUAAAUCACUUAGCUAUGCCCCGACGCAAUCUACAGCAAUGAAACUGGCAUACGGUAAUAGAUCGGCAUUACUAUACACACUUAAACAAUACACCGACUGUAUGAACGACAUUGACACAAUAUUUUCCAUGGGAUGUGCAGAUUUCGACCUAGCGGAGAGGCUAAAUCAAAGAAAAAAUCAGUGUGAGAAAAUGGCAAAGGCAUCUUCUGACUUAGAAACUAACUCGAUUAAAAACGGAUUAGCAGGAAAGUUCUUUAAUUUUGAUGUGAAACGUCACCCUGAAAUACCUUGCGCCAGCACCGACAUAAGCGUGAUCAUGGAAUCAGGACUUCCAAAAGUCGUCGCAGCAAAAGACAUCCAAGUAGGCACGCUCGUGUCCUUGGAAUCACCAUUCGUAUGUGAACUAAAUGCAUCAAAUUAUUGGAUCGCAUGCCAUUACUGCCACAAGUUUAAAUUUAAUUUGAUGCCAUGUGAUGGCUGCACUGUCGCUUUGUUUUGUGAUGAGAUAUGUAAGAAAAAAUGUUACAUUGAAUUCCACAAUAUUGAGUGUCAGAUUAUGAGCUGUUUCCACAGUCAACAUGGUAUAAUUGGAGGUAAUAUGAAUAUUAGGGCUGCUUUAAAAAUGAAGCAAAAGUGCAAAACUUGGAAGGAGCUGAUCACAGCGUCUUUUAGUAUCGGCGAAGACAGGAUGAGGAACUCCUGUGUAAGUGAUAUUUAUGACAAGGAAAGUAAGUUUUCCAUGUUAAGUUUCGAUAAUAACUUGCAUUUCGUACACGGCAAGACAAUCAAUUGCGGGGUACCGUGCGCUAUUGAACUUCAUUACUUAAAGGGAGUACCGAAUUUCUGGCCAACAUGUGAAGAUGAAAAGGACGAAGGUGUGCGAGCAUUCGCGAGAAUCAUGAUGAAAUUGAAUUUGUUUUAUCCGCCAGUUCUAAUUCGCAAUAUAUGUUUGGAUGCUUUGAAUGUACAUUCUGGGAAUCUUGUGACAUCAAGUCAUAAUUUUGGUUGGUUCGCGUUUACCGGCAAACUCAAACACUCUUGCGAUGCAAAUCUCCUGGCGUUGGGACUGAAAAACAGCAUAGCUUUGGUUGCAGUUCAUCCCAUACAAAACGGAUCUGAACUGAACAUUUCCUACUUAGAACAUUACUACGACCGAAUACCACAGCACAAGUAUUUCAUGCGGUCUCUUCACUGCCUUUCGCCUGCGUGCUCGUGUCGAGUGUGUAUUGAGAACUGGAAUGUUCGCGAUAACAGUUAUAGGGACCAAACAUUGUCUGCAGAUGAGAUGAGGGUAUUCAAGAAAUUUAUUUCAAACACCCAGCCCAAGAGGUUGAUUGACAUGGAUAUCAAUGUGUUCAAGGCAUCUUGUAAAGCGCUAACCAAACUUCAUCAUUUGGCCGGGACUCGAGAACACGCAGGUAUUUACAUAGGGUUGCGAAAUUUGCUAUUUCUCUGUCAAUGCAUCGCUACUGGAAACAGAUAUUUACGUAAGUAUACGUGAUACGUAAUUUUAAGAUUAUUUCUAGAUAAAUAACUAGACAAUAAGGCUGCGUUUCUGCGUUCUGCGGAGCUGUGCGGAGAUGCGCAGGAAUCGACCAAUCACCGUGAGGGAGAGAGUGACAGAGUGUCUUUGUUUUUCGCUCACUCGAACGCUGUGAUUGGUCAAAUCCGCACAUCUCCGCGUCAGUGGAAACCCGGCCUUAUGUAGGUACGUACUCGAAAGAGUACCUAACUAAUGGUACAUCGAUUACUAGGGCCCUAAAUAAAUAGUAGCACAGAAUUUAUACAGGAUGUAAGAGACAUCGUAACGAAUACUGAGGGGGAUGAUUCAGACCAUGAUUCCGAGUUGAUGGCAAGUCAUUUUCCUGUCGGAAAAUUCAUGAUAUUUUGUAAAAUAUUUUCAGUUUCAUCCUUUUGCAACGGAAAAUUCUACUUGAUAUCCACUCAAGUAGAAUUUUCCGUCGCAAAAGAAGAAUUAUGGUCUGAAUCAUCCCUCAAAGUUUUCGUUACGAUGUUACUAACACCUUUUAUACGUAGCUACUAGUUAAUAUCCCUUCGUCCACGUUCGUAACCAAAGUUUCAUAACUAGUUAUGAAAAAAGAAUAUUCUUCGCUUGUUGCGUAGAAAGAACAUUCCAGGCUACGUUCACCAAAAAUAAUCGUGAAAAUUACCUAUUUUCUUUUUACUAGGGUGCAUAAUUAUUCCAAAAUACAAUGGCAGAAGCAUUAUAAAAAUAAUUGUUGCUUGAUAUUUGGAUCAGAUUAUAUAUUAGAAUUAUGCUGCUACCUAUAUGCUUCUCUUUAUUUUGAUCAGAAUAAUGAGUAGAAGAUGUAAUUGUGCCUGGGUGUAAUAAAAAGGAUCAUCAUUUAUACCUAAAAACAAAGAUACUUACAUACAUAAACUCACCUAUUUCCAACCGGGGUAAGCAGAGACAAUAGAAUUCCAUUCGCUUCGAUCCUGACACACUUCUCUUGCUUCCUCCACAUUCAUCAAUCGCCAAAAACAAAGAUAAAAGAUGCAUAUUAUGUCAGUUAUCCAUGAAAUUACACCCUUCGUCCACGUUAGAAAUAAUAAUUAAUUACGAAAAUGGAAAAAGAGUCUUCUUUGAUAACUGGUUAUCAAACAGCGAAGAAAAUUCUUUUUUCAUAACUAGUUAUGAAAAUUUGGUUACGAACGUGGACGAACGAAAAUUACAAACUUAAACGAAGGAAAAUCUUUACAGCGCCAUCUAUACAUAUAAUUUUUAAGGAAAGUAGCCUGGAAAGUCUCUCAUUAAUUAUGUUACUCCGAAAUAAAGUACUAACUUACUA
Molecule: messenger RNA, 3273 nt
Organism: Pectinophora gossypiella (pink bollworm)
Lineage: Eukaryota; Metazoa; Arthropoda; Insecta; Lepidoptera; Gelechiidae
Product: SET and MYND domain-containing protein 4-like
Exons: 3
Coding region: 219-1964 (581 amino acids)
Molecular function (GO): protein binding
Source: RefSeq, a predicted model, not a curated record